AACUUGGUGUUUAAUUGUAAACGCAAUGCCGCUCUACAGAGGUGACUUGGGUUUUUCGGUGACUGCCUUGACACACAUUGGUUGAUAAAGGAGUGCCCUUUUCUUUUUUUUUUUCUUUUUAAUUGACAAACACAAACACAAAAAUGGGUAAAUGGACAGACAAAUUAUACAUUACUCAUUCCGAAUGGAGUGGCGAAGUUGGUCAACAUUCAGCUUCGGCAGGCAUCACUGGCCAGCGUAAAUCAGCAGGUUUUAAACGACUUCCUUUUUACUGUUGUUCAUUAUCACUUCAACCGUUUGAACAUCCUGUCUGUACCCCCGAUGGCAUUAUUUUCGACUUGGUUUAUAUUAUUCCAUACAUUAAGAAAUACGGAACCAACCCUGUGACAGGUGAAAAGUUGCAGACAAAGGAUUUAAUCAAGCUUCAUUUUUCCAAGAAUGAAAAAGACGAGUUUUACUGUCCUGUGACCUUCAAAGUGUUCUCGGACCAUACAGCGAUUGCUGCCAUCAAGACAACUGGAAAUGUUUUUGCUUAUGACACCAUUGAAAAGUUGAAUAUCAAGGCUAAGCACAUGCGCGAUUUGAUUACGGAUGAGCCAUUUACUAGAAAGGAUAUCAUCAUGAUUCAGGAUCCUCAUAACUUAGAGAAACGUGACAUGUCGAAAUUCGAUUAUUUGAAAACCAACAAAAAGGUCGUUAAUGUUGCCGAAGAAUUAGAAAAAAGAAAACCUACGAAUAAUAUCAAUGUGGCGGGUAUGGGCAACACUAAGAAAGUGUUUGACGCACUUGCCAAAAAGAAUGAAGAAGAAGAAAAGGAAAAGAUCCCUACUAGUUUUCAUCAAAAGAAAGUAUCUUUGCCUUACAAUGCUGCUCAUUAUACCACAGGUGAUGCUGCUGCUUCUUUCACCUCUACUGCAUUGAACCCUUAUCAGGAAAGUACCCGAGCUUUAUUGGAUGAGGAUGAGUUUAUGUAUAAACGAAUCAAGUCAAAGACAUAUGCUCGUAUUGUGACAAACUACGGUAAUAUCAAUAUUGAAUUAUUCAGUGACAGGGUACCACGAACAUGUCACAAUUUUGUUCAGCUGGCCAAAAGUGGAUACUACAACAACGUCUUAUUCCAUCGCAACAUCAAGAAAUUCAUGAUUCAAGGUGGUGAUCCUACAGGAACUGGAAAAGGUGGUGAAUCUAUUUGGAAACGAGAUUUUCCUGAUGAAAUCAAGACAACGUUAACACAUAAUGCUCGUGGUAUUCUUAGUAUGGCUAAUAAGGGUAAAGACACCAACAGUUCACAAUUUUUCAUUACGUAUGCGCCAGCACCACAAUUAGAUGGUCAACAUACAGUGUUUGGUAAAGUGGUAGGUGGUAUGGAUGUACUAAAAAAGCUAGAAGCGAUUCCUGUGGAUGAAAAAGAUCGUCCUGAACGAGAUAUUCGAAUGAAACAAGUUCAAGUAUUUGUGGAUCCUUUUGAAGAAUACCAGACACGAUUACAAAAGAAAUUGGCGCAUGUAGCUAAUGCGGAUGCUGAGGAUGAAGAAGCCCGAUUAAAACGAGAAAAGGAGGAUCGCAUGGGUUGGUUUGGUCCUAAUGUGUCUAAAAAGAAUGGAAAUACGACAGAGACAACUAUUGGUAAAUACAUGAACGAUGAAAAGACAAAGCGAAAGGAGAUUGAAGAAAAGGAAGAAAUUGGUGUCUCGCAAAAGAAGCAAAAACAACAGGCUACAUCUUAUGGUAACUUUGAUAACUUUUAGUAUGUAAAUAAUAUAUAUAUAAAAAAAAAU
Messenger RNA from Mucor mucedo, 1778 nucleotides. Its product is annotated as peptidyl-prolyl cis-trans isomerase-like 2. Bases 144 to 1748 code for a protein of 534 amino acids. Gene Ontology annotation, cellular component: catalytic step 2 spliceosome. NCBI's taxonomy places the organism in Eukaryota, Fungi, Mucoromycota, Mucoromycetes, Mucorales, Mucoraceae. The record is from RefSeq and is a predicted model, not a curated record. The transcript has 4 exons. Gene Ontology annotation, molecular function: peptidyl-prolyl cis-trans isomerase activity; ubiquitin-ubiquitin ligase activity. Gene Ontology annotation, biological process: protein folding; protein polyubiquitination; protein peptidyl-prolyl isomerization.